This is a messenger RNA of Cooperia oncophora, 1128 nucleotides long. Lineage: Eukaryota; Metazoa; Nematoda; Chromadorea; Rhabditida; Trichostrongylidae. The record is from the annotation of a GenBank genome assembly.
AUGUUUGUAAUCGUUGCAGAUGGCAUGGUCGUUUGCCGGUCCUAUACGGAAAAAUUUCCUGAUCCGAGCAAUCAUCCGGUUACGGUUGCAUUAUUUGCCGUACUGUAUUCAUUUGUCUUUGUGAUCAGUUUUGCCGGUAAUUUAGGUGUUAUCUACGCUACUGUACGACAUCGGAGUCUUCAGACUGUGCAGAAUAUCUUCAUAGUGAAUUUGGCCGUCAGUGACGUCAUCCUUUGCGUGCUGUCUAUUCCACUAACGCCAGUCACACACAUUGCCAAACAAUGGUACUUUGGUUCGAUGUUGUGUCGAGUGGUAGGAGGUAUUCAGGCGAUUGGUUUGUUCAUUGGCACGUUUUCACUUUGCGCUAUCGCUAUCGACCGGUACUUCCGACUAGUAAUUGCUCCAGGUAGCCCGUUGCGUAAAGUGAAUGCGAUCCGAAUCACAAUCCUUCUUUGGAUCAUCUCCAUUCUCGUCACCCUCCCCUACGUGUAUCAUAUGAAAAUGAGGAAAUAUCCCACAAUAAAUGUGUGUGGCGAGUUCUGUACAGAAAAGUGGCCAAAUGUUCAUUCGAAACGGAUCUAUACACUGUUUGUAUUGGCUAUUCAGUUUGUCAUUCCAUUCACUAUUAUGACAAUUUGUUACCAAGCGGUGUUCUCGUUUCUUCGACGUCGGGCAAAAUCUCGUCUCACUUCAAUUGCUCAACAAGCGAAUCUCCUUUAUGUGGUUGCUGCCACUGCUGGAGGAGACACGCAACAGCAUAAAGAGCAGUUAUCUCAUCUUAUCGAGCAGAAGCGACGAGUAAUGCAACAAAGGCGUCGAGUGACGUUGAUCUUGGUGUCAAUGGUAGUGAUCUUUGGCAUCACCUCACUACCACACAACAUUGUCAGCACACUUAUGGAAUUCACCGAUAGCCACGAUCUGCUCGCCUACAAUGGCAACGACUAUACCUACCUCUUGAACCUCAUCACACACUUCCUAGCGAUGCUUUCCUGUGUCGCUAAUCCGAUGCUCUAUGCGUUUUUGAAUCCGGAAUUCCGUGAACUCAUACUGAAUGGAUUGGCAGGCCUGAAAUGGACACCACGAUUCGUCAGCAGGACAUGGCAACCCACUCAGACUACGGUAGUGUGA